CGCCACGUUUGACAGCACCGUAAAUAACCCACUUGUGCCAUGUGUUUCAUAGCGACAGCUUCGUUUUAUUUCGUUUCUGUUUUGUUCGACGCAGCCAAGCAUGAUACCCUCUAACCUCUGGCCUCACACCCACCACGAUGUCACCCGGUUUUACCACGAACAGUAUGCAAAGGACGUUCAGGCUGGCAAAUACCAGCCAAUUUUGUAUCCGUGGGAUACCCUUGCGGUUCUCUUGGUCAUCAUAUACAUGUUGAUUCCACAUCAAAAUCGGGCAUGGCUACGAAAGGCAAGGUUCUUUAUCUUCGCGAUCAACCUCAUGUAUACGGCGUACUUGAUCAAGAAUGUAAGAGCGAAGGGUGUUGCGAACACUCUGGGAAUAGGGCUCAUCGCUGCAUGGGGCACGAUGUACAUUCUGGCAGUCAUUGUAUGCAAUGACCCGCAGCGGGACUUCAUGAGGAUCGAGAGGACCGAAGGCAUGUUUAGUUCGGACAGAGCACCAGUCAACGGCACACAAAAUGGCAAUGCAAGAACAACUAGCAAUAGCGAGGAUAGCAACGGCGUACUAAAAGAUCUCCCAGAGACAAAGGAAUCCCUCGGUCCCUCCCGGCGCCACGGCGAAUUCGCCUGGCAAGCCUACCCCUCCACGCCCUUCAUCGAGCGCCUCGACUGGGUCCUCGACCUCUUCGCCAACUUCCGCGGCGCAAACUGGAACUGGCGCACAAUCAGCACGCCUCCGCCUCCCAAGCCCGUCCAAGAGCAACUUCUGCGCAACUCCGUCCUCCAGCCGAAAUACAACUUCCGCACGCACCCCUCUCAAAGCCGCACCUACCCCACGCGUCGCGAAAUGCUCAUCGGGAAUACAAAGACACUCGUCACAGGGUACUUGAUCCUCGACCUCAUCAAGACUAUAGCAAGCCACGACCCGUACUUCUGGGGCUACAUCGACCGCGCACCAGCCCCGUACCUCCCCGCCUUCCUCCUCAACUCACCCGUCCUAAUUCACGCCCUGCGUCUCGUAAUCUGCCAGUUCGGCAUAAAAUGGGCGCUGGAAUCCCUCUUCGCGCUCUCGCCGCUCUUCUUCUCCGGCGUGCUCGGGCCCGCCGUCCUCGGCGCCCGCGCAGAGCCCUGGAUCUACCCCUCGACGUGGGGGUCGUACGCGCUGGUGUUGGACAACGGCCUCGCGGGAUGGUGGUCCGGGUGGUGGCACCAGACGUUCCGGUUUGCGUUUGAGCAGCCGAGCAGGAAGGCGAUUGAGGUGCUGGGGUGGAAUCCUAAAGGCCUAGCAGCGAGGGCGCUGCAGUUGGUGGUUGCGUUUGGGCUGAGCGGGGCGCUGCAUGCGAGCGGGAGUGUGACGUGCCAUGGGGCUACGUUCCCGCUGCGAGGACCGAUGCAGUACUUUUUGCUACAGGCUGCGGCGUGUUUUGUAGAAGGGGUUCUCCGGCAGGGUCUAGCGGGGAGCAGGGUUACGAGGAGCAUGCCACAGUGGGUGAAGAGGACGCUGACCUUUGUGUAUGUGCAUGUGUGGCACUAUCAUACGGCGCACUUGCUGUGCGAUGAUUUUGCGAGAGGUGGCGUGUGGCUGUUUGAACCUUGCCCGGUUUCGCUUUUCCGCGGACUAGGAUUUGGCGCUGAGGGCGAUGGGUGGUUGGCUAUAGAGGCGCUGCCGUCGUGGCAUCGUGGCGAUACGUGGUACAAGACGGGGAUCACAUUCUAG
Paraphaeosphaeria sporulosa is the source of this 1714-nucleotide messenger RNA. RefSeq lists its product as uncharacterized. NCBI's taxonomy places the organism in Eukaryota, Fungi, Ascomycota, Dothideomycetes, Pleosporales, Didymosphaeriaceae. The coding region runs from base 101 to 1714 and encodes 537 amino acids. Gene Ontology annotation, biological process: lipid metabolic process. The record is from RefSeq and is a predicted model, not a curated record. The transcript has a single exon.